AUGAACCGCCACGUUCCGGGCAAGGCGGUGGUCGGGCGCGUGAACAAGACGUCCAGCACCACACUCUCCGGAGACGCGGAUGCCAUUGACAAGCUGUUCUUGCUGGUCAAGGGAGACGAACACGUCGCGCUGAAUAUCAACUAUGAUGUCGCCUGCCACACUCUACGCAUGCAAGCCGUUCUCGACAAAUUUCGCCAAUACCCAAUUCACAUCACGCCGCUUUUCGAGAACCCACAUGAUGCGAAGUUUUCUUUCACCUCUGCACUCGGGCAUUUUCAACAGCAGCGAGCUUGGACCGGAAUUUGGUCUCCAACAUGGCCAGCCAGAUCAACCUCACUGGCGGUAGGCAGACUAUGA
Colletotrichum gloeosporioides is the source of this 357-nucleotide messenger RNA. RefSeq lists its product as uncharacterized. Gene Ontology annotation, molecular function: transferase activity. Bases 1 to 357 code for a protein of 118 amino acids. The record is from RefSeq and is a predicted model, not a curated record. Lineage: Eukaryota; Fungi; Ascomycota; Sordariomycetes; Glomerellales; Glomerellaceae. The transcript has a single exon.